This is a messenger RNA of Venustampulla echinocandica, 969 nucleotides long. RefSeq lists its product as uncharacterized. NCBI's taxonomy places the organism in Eukaryota, Fungi, Ascomycota, Leotiomycetes, Helotiales, Pleuroascaceae. The transcript is spliced from 2 exons. Bases 1 to 969 code for a protein of 322 amino acids. The record is from RefSeq and is a predicted model, not a curated record.
AUGCGGGCAGCGACUCUUGUGACCGCUCUUCUGACGGGUGGGGUUUCCGCGGGUACACUGGGAAAUGUAGCGCAUUUGGCACGGGGCAAUUCGGUGGAGGAAAGCAUGAGGAGAUAUGUGGACAAGGUCGUCCAACCGAUAGACCGGAGGCAGGCACCACCACCAGCAGCAGCAGCGGGCGUGGAUAUGUCUCAAUGGGAUGCGAUGGCGACCUUAGCGUGUACAACAACGUUGGAGUCAUUGAACGGACAAGCCAGCAAUCCCUCGGGGAUCGCCGUGUGCUAUAAUCUUCCCUUUCUGGACAAGGCAACGGGUGUCUUCCAGGCGGAACUCCGCCUGUAUACGAUAUCUCCACCGACAGGAAAUUUUGCGAGCAUUGCGGCCAAGGAUAUCAACGUCGGACUUACGUACAAUGGAGCGACGGUCUCAGCAGUGAAUGCCUCCGCAAUGGGGCGUCGAUCAGAAAUUGAAGCUACGAUGUUGUGGCCUCGAGGAGAUGGAAUUGAGAAGAGACAGUCACCAGCAGAGCCUACCCUAUCUCAAUUCUACGCGUUUGUCGGUCAAAUCAACAAGGAAUUGUUAGCAGUUCCCAUGGGAACUGAUGCUCUCCAAAAAGUCCUCGUCCCAGCCGUUACAUUGAAAGCGGUUAAUUCGACUGGCCAACUCGUCAACACAACGCUAUCCUCCCAGGAAGCAACCUUUGUCGCAGGCGUCUUCUCUACUCAAGUAGUGCCUACAAGGAGUCAACUCGCCCCGCCCAUCCAAACCCUCGUCGUCACGGGCGACCAGCCUUUCGUCGUUCCGGGCCUCAAUAUCUUGAUCUUCCCCAUCGGUGCCGUCAUCACGGGCGUCUGGGCUAUCUUGUUGAUUGCAACAAUUGGCUUGGGCACAUUUAGACGGAUGCAAUUCCGAGAAAACUUCCGAAGACGACAAGCGCGGGAAAUGAAGGGUGGCCUGGCAAGAAUUUGA